Messenger RNA from Danio rerio (zebrafish), 3246 nucleotides. The record is from RefSeq and is a predicted model, not a curated record. Lineage: Eukaryota; Metazoa; Chordata; Actinopteri; Cypriniformes; Danionidae.
GUCUAAGCCCUCGCUCUGCUGUGUGUGAGAGCUCUUAAUUCCCUCUCUCUCUCGCUCUGACUUAACUAGCUGCAGAAAUCUGUCACAUUUUGCACUGUGGUUCUAUUCUGUCCCUUGAGACGCAGGUUUCAGGGAGAGACAUGUGGCGAGGGACAGGAGCGUCCGAUGCAGAAAGCGACAGCGGGAUCCCCUGAGCUCAGAAACAAAGGAAAAGAACGUUGGGACAAGGAGACGUGAGCCCGGGGGAAUAUCAGCCAUGUUGACACCAUGGAGAUUGUUCCUCUGCCAGAUGGCACUGAACAUAUUCUAUCACAUCGCAAAAGCCAGUUUAUGCCUUGGUGGUCAGGAUAUAUUUGCCACGGUCAGAGAGAACAGUCCCACUGGAGAGUUCAUAGCCAACCUCAGUAUAAACGGAGACCCUGCAGGAGCCAGCAGCAUCCGGCUCUGUCUCACAGGUGAAAAUGCAGACUGGUUUUACCUUGAAGGCCGAACAAUCCGACUCAACUCUUCGUUUUCAAGGGCCUUGGAUCGAGAGGUUUUGGGGUCCGUCCUGAUAGCUGCAUUGACAUGUUAUGAAAAUGAAAUUAUAAGGGGUCGAUAUCGAAUCAUGGUGGAGAUACUGAACGAAAACGACAACAUGCCACAUUUCAUUGAAGACACCAUUCAACCACGAUAUAUAAGUGAGCUGCUGUCUGUAAACUCGAUGGUGUUCACAGUGAAAGCCAGAGAUGUCGAUGGAGACACCAUCACUUACAUGGUCGACAAAUCUACAAACUGUGUGCCUCUCAUUAAGACUGAUGCCAGCUAUUUUAGGAUCGAUCUGCCUAACAGCGGGAUGGUGAUCCUGGAUAAACCUUUGGACUAUGAGACUAAAACUCAGCUGCAGGUGGUCAUCUAUGCUGUGGAAACAAGUACAAAAGAGAAGUACAGCACAACAGCCACCGUCACUGUGAACGUCCUAGACGGUGAUGACCAGUAUCCACAGUUUCAACCAUGUGCACCUGUUUAUGAAGACGGAGAUCAUAAUAUUUGCACCAACCCUGUGUACAGUGUCAACAUCACGGAAACGGAUGAGGAUGCUGUGCUUUAUUUUUCUCCGGGUCCCAUUCUUGCUGAAGACGGAGACAAGAACAUACUGACCCCUCUAGUCUACAGCAUUCUGUCAGGUGAUGAUAAUGGCAGGUUUACAAUCGACUCGAAAACAGGAGAGAUCACUCUACGGCACCGUGUGGAAAACAGACUCCUCACCCCUUCAUUUAGGCUCCGAAUAAUGGCUGCGCAGGUUAAUGACCCUAAGAAGUAUUCGGUGGCGACGGCACUGAUACAUGUGUUGUCAGAGAACAGAUUUCCUCCAUUCUUCAACAAGACCGUCUAUAAAGGGUUCCUCAUCGAGAGCUCGAGUCCUGCUACACUGGUCACUACCUACGGGAACCAAGUCCUACUGGUCCAGGCCAUCGACAGAGACUUCAGAGAUGGAAUUAACCCCAAAUUACGUUAUACAAUGCAGCCCUUGACAGGUAGCAGUAAACUGUAUCACAUAACCCAGGAUGGCAUCGUGAUUGCUAAGACAGAUCGGCUCAGAGCAUUUGACCGACACAUCCUAGAGGUUAUUGCAACAGAUGAAGAGUCAGGCGAGGCAGCCCAUGCUUCGGUAGACAUUGAAGUUUUGCAGAGAGGACAACCAGUUCCCAGAAGUCCAUUUGGAGAGGAGCGACUGUUUGGAGAUAUGCAUGCUGGGAUGGCCGGUGGCAUCGCUGCCGUUGUUUUCAUAGUGGCUGUGUUGGCCCUGUUUCUCUUCCUCUGGCUGGCCAAGAGGCGAAGAGAGAGGCGGGAUCCAGUGGAAAGGGGUGCUGUAGCUCUUGGGAAGCACCCAAAUGUGAGCUUAAGAUGGUUUCAGCAGGUCAAUUCAGGAUGUCCCAUAUCGCUAAUAGAGGACGCCUCCUACCACAACCCUGCAUACGUUGACCAUGAAAACUCCAAUGAUUUAUACACCAUAAAAGAAGACAUACUUCAUCUACCAAACAGGAUAUAUGAACACGACAACCCAAUGCAAGACAUGCUGCCCAUCCUGGUGCUUCCAGAAAUGACCACUGUAAACCUCUCAUCUUCAGCUGUGAGCAAUGGAAAAGGUUUUUCAAAAUCAGUCUCAUUUAAAGAUGAGGACAAAACGGUGGCCAAAAAUGAUGACAGACAAAUUGUGGUUGUGUGUAAUCAAAUGGAGACCAGAGCAGAUGUUUUAGUGUCUGUUACACAGCAGGAAAUUUCUGAGAAUCCUAUAGGAAAGGAGGAUAUGUGUAUGUGUCCAAAUACAUCUGUAAGGCCCAGAGAGGAAUAUAUAGUCGCUCAUGCUGCUGAGGAUUAUGAUAACGAUGAUGACAAUAAUCCAUAUAAGAACAUGGCCUCUGUUAUUUACAGCAGUGAGGACGAAGAUAUGGCAGACGAUGAGCCAAAUGAUUUAAGGCGCUAUUAUAAACAUGGGCAAAACCAGAUUUCUGUGGAGCGCAUGAAGGCUGUCGGAUUGCAGAGGGAGGACUCAGAUGAAUCGCAAGCAUGAUUGAGUCAAGUACCAUGGAUGACUCUUGUGAAUCCCUUGCUUUUAUGAAAAAGCCAAAUCCUUAAACGUAUGGACAUUGUUAGGUAGGGAAAAUAGCAAUAAACAAGCUCAUUAAAAAAGAUGAACAUGUUUUAUGUGCAUUUUCAAAGUAUUGUUGGUCAAAAUGUAAUUGUUUUAAAGUGGCUUGUCUGGAAUCUGGCAUGACUUUUUUUGUUUUAAAUGAAUUUGUCAUUUGCUUGAGCUCCAUGUUUUCAAAGUUUGGAUAAUUGUGUAUGCUUUCAUCAUGCUGGUCUGGUAAAUAAAUAAUGUACACAUCAGCCUUAAUUAGGAAGCUUAAAACCUUUGACGACUAUGAUAGUGUAAUAUGUUUUUGAUCAUCACAUCUGAUGACAUUUUUUUCAACUGAAAAGAUACUUAUUGUGCACUUUAUGUCUCCACGAAAACUUGUAAAUUAAUUUCAUGAGUGUUGCUGUCUGUAUGCUAAACAUUUCAACAUUGCAAAGAAAAACCUGACGUUUUUAGUACACUGCUGUAGUGUAAACUUUACAAAAGUUACUGACCGGUAUUGCAGUUACUCUGUGAAAUGAAAUGAUCAAAAAGUGUGUACUGUAUAAAUCAAUAGAUAUUUUUAAAGAGGUUAUAACAUUUUCUGAUUAUUUAUGUCUGUCUUUUGUAUAAAAAAAAAAAAAAUU